AUCAAAACACCUUUAUAAAAACCGACAAGUUUUAUCCGAAAAACUACAAGAGUAGUCAAUAUUGCAUAGUAGAACAAGGAUCAAGGUGGGGUGGGUUUGAGAAUGAUGGCAGACAUAAGUUGGCGGUGCUGCUGUGCCGCAAGCGUAUGUCGAGCUCGCAUACGUGCCAAGAUCUGCUGAAGCUGUUUUUUCAUGUCACACACCUCCGCCUGCAUCUUCAAACAACCCGCACAAGCCUCUUUAGGCUGGAAACCCAGAAAAUCUUUUUUCAGCAAUUCUCCUCCCAGUACACAUAACUCCAUACGACUAAGCAUGCCGUCACUCAUAAUAUCUCUACAGGCAACACCUUUAGAGGUGGGAAGAAGAACAUUAAACGCUCGGAAUACCCGUGUCAACCACCAUCCAUAUUGUUUGCUUUGGAUUGAUUAUAUAUAUAUAUGUUGGAGGAAAGAACUUUGAAGCUCUCUAACUAGUUUAUUUUUGAGAUUAUUGAGGGAGUAGUUUUUCAUGUGAAGUAUGGAAAAGACUAAAGUAACAACAUAUAAGCUUAUUUGUUCGAUAAUUGUGCAUGAACCAGGCUUAUGUUGCACAAGACGACACGCUAAUGGCAACACUAACAGUAAGAGAAGCGAUACACUACUCUGCUCUACUUCAACUUCCAGCAUCUAUGCUGAAAUCGGAGAAGCUGGCUACCGCUGAGAUGGCUAUACAAAAGAUGGGUUUGCAAGAUUGUAGCAAUAAUUUGAUUGGAGGUCGAACAAUAAGAAGUAUUAGUGGGGGGCAGAAGAGGAGAGUUAGUAUAUGCAUGGAAAUCUUAACGCGGCCACAACUUCUCUUCCUUGAUGAGCCUACUAGUGGACUUGACAGCGCCGCAUCAUACCAUGUUAUGAGAUAUAUCAUUAGCCUAGCCAAGCAAGAGGGUAUAACAGUAAUUGCAUCUUUACAUCAACCAAGCAGUGAAGUGUUUGAGCUCUUCAACAAGCUUUGUCUACUUUCCUAUGGAAAACUUGUCUAUUUUGGGUCUACCCCUGAUGCAUAUACGUUUUUUUCCGUCAAUGCUUUCCCUUGCCCCAGUAUGAGAAACCCAUCUGAUCACUACCUAAAAAUCAUCAAUAAUGAUUUUGAGUUGGGACUUGAAGGGAAGUUGAGCACAGAAAAUAAUAUAAACUUUCUGGUCCAGUCGUACAAGUCCUCCGAAGCACAUCGACAAGUUCAAACGCGAGUAUCAACAAUAUGUGAACAUGAAGGCGUAAAGCUAGAGAAAGGAAGCCAAGCAAGUUUUAUCACACAAUCUCUUCUUCUUACUAAACGGUCUUUUGUGAAUAUGUAUCGUGAUCCUGGCUAUUAUAGGCUUCGUUUGGCUAUAUAUGUGGUUAUUUGCAUGUGUCUCGGGAUUCUCUUCCAUGGUCUGGAUGACUCUUAUGGAUCGAUUCAGGCAAGGAUUUCAAUGCUCGUUUACAUUGGGGGAUUUCUUACAUUCAUGGCUAUUGGAGGAUUCCCUUCUUUUGUUGAAGACAUGAAAAUCUUUGAACGAGAAAGAUUUAACGGACAUUAUGGUGUUGGCGUAUACGUGAUUAGCAACACAUUAUCCUCCAUCCCUUACUUGUUGCUUCUCUCCAUUGUUCCUGGGGCCAUAACUUAUUACCUUUCUGGUCUUCAAAAAGGAUUCGAUCAUUUCAUAUGCUUCGUUUUGCUUCUUUUUGCUAGCAUGACAAUGGUGGAGAGCUUGAUGAUGAUCGUUGCGAGUAUCGUGCCCGAUUUUCUUAUGGGUAUCAUCACAGGAUCUGGAAUUCAAGGCCUGAUGAUGCUAACCAGUGGCUACUUUCGGCUACCUAACGAUCUUCCUAAGCUUUUUUGGAAAUAUCCAAUGUAUUACAUCUCUUUUGGCACUUAUGUGAAUCAAGGAUUCUACAAAAAUGAGUUUGAAGACCUUGUUUUUUACGAUAAUGAUACACAUGGGGCAAAACAUAUGAUAUCUGGUGAAUGGAUCUUGAGCAAUACUCUGCAAGUACAAGACAACUCUAAAUGGGUCGAUGUUGCUAUCUUGUUAGGUAUGGUGGUGCUUUACCGUCUUGUCUUUUUUGGAAUUAUCAAAGUUGCUGAAGUUCGUCAAAAAUUAUCCCAUACCACCAAAUCGGCUUAAUCUUAAAAUGACUUUGGUCUCAACUUCCUACGGAUGAGGUAAGUUGUAAUCAUUCGUAUACGACAUCGUGCAUGAUUUGUCAAGAUAUUAUAUUUUUCAUUUGAGAGACCAAGAUGUAAUCAAAUAUCUAUAGAGUAUUUGGUUUUUUUAGUUG
This is a messenger RNA of Beta vulgaris subsp. vulgaris (sugar beet), 2297 nucleotides long. Its product is annotated as ABC transporter G family member 1. The record is from RefSeq and is a predicted model, not a curated record. Gene Ontology annotation, molecular function: ABC-type transporter activity; ATP binding; ATP hydrolysis activity. Bases 569 to 2143 code for a protein of 524 amino acids. Gene Ontology annotation, cellular component: membrane. NCBI's taxonomy places the organism in Eukaryota, Viridiplantae, Streptophyta, Magnoliopsida, Caryophyllales, Amaranthaceae. The transcript is spliced from 6 exons.